CCUGUAUUGUUCCUGCUUCCUGUCAGCAGCUUUACGGCAGCUUCAGGUUACAACCCUCGCUGUGGGUCCUUCGCUCGUCACUGCUGCUGCCGCCGCCGUUGAGCAGCAUUUAUCGGGACAUCCAGCCAUGCAGCAACUUUUCUAGUCGAUAAAAUGACUUCACCGUCGAGGAUUUAGCGAGUUUCAGUUGUUGAAUACUUUAACCCCCCCCCCCUCUUAAAGUGCGCUCAGCCGUUGGACCUGUCAAUCAUGAGGAGCAGGAGCAACUCCGGCGUUAAGUUGGACAACUAUGCCCGGAUGGUGCACCAGACUAUCCUGAGGCACCAAGACCCGGUCACCGGUCUUCUGCCGGGCAGCGCUGACCAGCCUCACUCGUGGGUCAGAGACAACGUCUACUGCGUCCUGUCUGUGUGGGCCCUCAGUCUGGCCUACAGGAAGAACGCCGACCGGGACGAGGACAAGGCCAAGGCCUACGAGCUGGAGCAGAGCGUGGUGAAGCUGAUGAGAGGAAUCCUUCAGGGCAUAAUGAGGCAGCUGGAUAAGGUGGAGAAGUUUAAAUACAGCCGGAGUACCUCAGACUCGCUCCACGCCAAGUACAACACCAGGACCUGUGCUCCGGUGGUCGGAGACGACGAGUGGGGUCACCUGCAGGUGGACGCCACCUCGCUCUUCCUGCUCUUCCUCGCUCAGAUGACGGCAUCCGGUCUCCACAUCGUCUACACACAGGAUGAAGUGGACGUUGUUCAGAACCUGAUGUUCUACAUUGAGGCGGCUUACAAAGUGGCCGAUUAUGGGAUGUGGGAGAGAGGGGACAAGACCAACCAGGGCAUCACUGAGAUCAACGCCAGCUCUAUAGGCAUGGCAAAGGCGGCUCUGGAGGCUCUGGACGACCUGAACCUGUUCGGAGCCAAAGGAGGACCUGGAUCUGUGGUCCACGCGCUGGCUGACGACAUCCAGCACUGCCAGUCCAUCCUGACGUCCAUGUUACCCAGAGCCUCCAUGUCUAAGGAGGUGGAUGCCGGAGUGCUGGCCAUCAUCUCGUACCCGGCCUUCGCCGUGGACGACAUCAGCAUCGUCAACGCGACCAAGGAGGAGAUCAUCUCCAAGCUGCAGGGGCGAUACGGCUGCUGCAGGUUUCUCAGAGAUGGACACAAAACACCCAAAGAGGAUCCAAACCGCCUGUACUACGAGUCUGCGGAGCUGAAGCUGUUUGAAAACAUCGAGUGCGAGUGGCCUCUGUUCUGGACCUACCUCAUACUGGACGGCAUCUUCAUCAACAGCCCCGAGCAGGUGCAGGAGUACCAGGAGGCUCUGGAGGGCAUCCUGAUCAAACAGAAAGACGGGAUUCGGCUGCUGCCGGAGCUCUACAGCGUCCCCCCAGACAAGGUGGAGGAGGAGUACCUGAACCCCCACUCUGUGGAGAGGAUCCCGCUGGGCAAAUGUCCUCUGAAAUGGGGACAGUCUCUGUACAUCCUGGGGAACCUUCUGUCCGAGGGAUUUCUCGCCCCCGGAGAGAUCGACCCUCUGAACCGACGUUUCUCCACCAUCCCCAAGCCGGACGUGGUGGUACAGGUGUCAGUUCUUGCAGAGACGGAGGAGAUUAAAGAGCUGCUGCUGAAGAACGGCAUCGAUGUGGAGACCGUCGCCGACAUCCACCCGAUCCACGUGCAGCCCUCCAGAGUGCUCAGCCACAUCUACGCCAGACUCGGCCGUAACCCGAGGCUGGGUCUGACGGGACGGCCCUACAGGAGAAUCGGAGUGCUGGGAACCUCCAAGUUCUACACCAUCAGAAACACCAUCUUCUCAUUCACCCCUCAGUUCAUCGACCAUCAGCAGUUCUACUUGGCUCUGGACAACAAAAUGAUCGUGGAGAUGUUGAGGACGGAGAUCGCCUACCUCGCCUCCAGAUGGAGGAUGACCGGGAGACCCACCGUCACGUUCCCCAUUUCUCAGACGAUGCUGACUGAAGACCACACAGACCUGGACCCGGCCGUGUUGGCCACACUGAGGAAGCUGCACGACGGAUAUUAUGGAGGAGCACGGAUCCAGACGGGGAAGCUGUCGGAGUUCUUGACCACUUCCUGUUUCGCUAACCUGAGCUUCCUGGACGGUAAGGGUUCUGGCAGCAUGAGCCGCCACGACGAAGAGUAUGAUGAGGGUGACGGCGAUGGAUACGUGCAUGAGUUACGUUAUGAUGAUGAGGCUGACGACCUCGCUCAGUACCUGGACCACCUGUUGGCUCACGCUGCCCCCAAGAAGCCCAAACAGCAGGCGGGGGGUCUGGGGAGGUUCAAGGCUCUGGCCACCAAAACCAAGGAGAUGGUGUCUCUGAUGAACAAGGCACAGCACCUCGACGUGCAGAACGUCAACAUGUACCUGCCCAACAAGCUGUUCCGCUCCCCUCAGCCCUCUCUCAACCUGAACCUCCCAGACUCCUCAGCACCGCAGGAAGCUCGGGCUCCGGAGAUGACGGUCACGCCAGAGAGCGGCGUCCCCAGAGAGGCCAGCGGCGGCGUCGACUACGAGGCUUUGGUCCAGCUGCUGAAGCACACGCAGAGCCUGCAGGACCAGGCUGAUAUCCUCUACAUCCUCUUCAAAGACAAAGGCAUGGACUGGGACACUCACCUGCACGGCAAAAGCUCCACGGUGAGAUCUCUGCUGUCCGACCUUUACGAGAAGGCCGGUGAGCUCAAACACUGGAGCCUCAUCAGGAUGAUCUCCGGCAUGCUGAAGAAGAAGGUGGAGGAGCUGGACUCGGCCUGCUCUGAUUUGCUGGCUCAUCAGAAGCACCUGACGGUGGGUCUGCCCCCCGAGCCCCGAGAGAAAACCAUCAGCGCCCCCAUCCCUCCAGACCAGCUGGCGGCUCUCAUCGACGAGGCCAGCGACAACAACAUCAGCGUGGCCAUACUCACUCAGGAGAUCAUGGUGUACCUGGCUAUGAGCAUCAGGACUCAGCCCAGCCUGUUCAGCGAAAUGUUCAGGCUCCGGAUCGGUCUCAUCAUCCAGGUCAUGGCCACCGAGCUGGCCCAGUCACUCAACUGCUCAGGAGAGGAGGCUACAGAGAGUCUGAUGAGUCUCGGUCCCUCCGAGCUGAAGAAUCUCCUCCAUCACAUCCUCAGCGGGAAAGAGUUUGGCGUGCAGCGCAGCGUCAGAGGGCUGGAUGCCGGCGUCAGUCCUGCCAUCUCCAUCCAUCACCUGGGGAACGUGGGCGCCACCAAGAGCGAGAGAGCCGGCAUCAGCAAACUGAAGAGCGACAUGAAGAUGCUGGAACACAGGUUGUCUGUGACGGAUCCCAGUAAGGCGGAGCACAGGUUGUCCUUGACGGAUCCAUUUAAGAUGGACCGCAGGGUGUCUUUGACUGACUCAGUGAAGCUCGACCAGUCACUGACCUCCACUCGCAAGGGCGUUAGAUCGCAGUCGCUGGACAUAGAAACCUUUGAAUCUGGGAGGUACAGGCUGCAGUCCAUAGAAUCUCUGGACAUUCCGGAAUACUUGCCGGUCGCAAAGGAUACCAGACAGGGCCAAUGGCUGCGCAGGAGGCGUCUGGACGGAGCGUUGAACCGGGUCCCUGUUGGCUUCUACCAGAAAGUCUGGAGGAUCCUGCAGAAGUGCCACGGUUUGUCCAUAGAAGGGUUCGUCCUUCCUUCAUCAACUACCAGAGAGAUGACACCAAGAGAGAUCAAAUUCUCCGUCCACGUGGAGACGGUCCUGAACCGCGUCCCUCAGCCCGAGUACCGACAGCUGCUGGUGGAGGCCAUCCUGGUGCUCACCAUGCUGGCCGACGUGGACAUCCCGAGCAUCGGCUCCAUCAUCCACGUGGAGAAGAUCGUCCAUCUGGCCAACGACAUGUUCCACAAGGAUCAGAGGGACCUGGGAGCAGAGGAGCACAUCCUGGAGCGGGACCCGUCCACGGGAGUGUGCAGGCUGCUGUACGACAGCGCCCCCAGUGGCCGCUUCGGGAGCAUGACCUACCUGACCAAGGCCGUGGCGGUGUACGUGCAGGACUUCCUGCCCAGCGGGUCGUGCGCGGUGCAGUGAGACGUCGACCCCGUGACACCAGAGAGAGGGGUGAAACCACUCGGUAGUAAAGAUCAAGUUAAAAUAACCACUGCAGGCGCUGUAGCAUUAAUGCACUUCUGGUUCUCUAGUUAUGGACAGAUUAUGAGACAAUGGACCCAGACGUAAAGGGCCCCGUCUUUUCCGUCGUUUUGCAGCACUUUGUAGAGGUUUUCCGUCUCUUUUUGGCUGUUUUGCAUCUCUUGGUGAUAGAAUUCUGUCUCCGCAUCUCUUUUUGGUAAUUUUUUGCAAAUUUAACAUUUAGUUUUAUAAAAUCUAAAUAAUUCUCAUUGCCUCGCAUAAAACAUGUCACUUUACCUCCAGUCCUACAUGCUGUACGAUGUAUAAAAUAAUGAAGAAUAUUACAUAAUAAUAAUCUAUUGACUAUUUAUUUUACAGCUCUAAAAUGAUAAUCAAAGGAAGCUAAAAAAGAUGUGUUAAAGAGGACGCAGGUCUAUUUGGGAGAUUUCUUGAAUCCCUUAACUGUGUGUGUGUGUGUGUGUGUGUGUGUGCGUGCGUGUGUGUGUGUGCGUGUGUGUGUGUGUGUGUGUGUGUUGUGUGAGCGAGAGAAACUAAAUUUGUUGAUAUAUUAGAACCAACUUAUUUUUUCACGCAUAAAGAACUUCUAUUGUAGAAAUUAAAGCGUUUUCAGCUUAAAGUUAUCUUUGUGAUGAAAUAAGGGAAAUGCCUAAAUUUACUGCUUUCAUUGGCUAAACUGCAACUUUUGAGUUGUUUUUUUUUUUUAGUUUAAUUGCAGUAAAACUUAAAGCCAUUUACUCAUAUUUUACAAUUUAUUGACCUUUAACUAUUUAAUACACAAAGGUUUGAAGGAUUCAGUGUCUGGUUCACUGUGAGAAAUGUCCGUUUGCUUAAAUGUACAAUAACCAGACUGAUCAAUCAUUGUGAGACUCCAUGUGAACUACAAACCAUCAUGGCUGAACGAGUGAGUCACGUCUCUACGUGGUAAUAAACUGUGAAAAGAAAGGAAGCGUUCAUUUCUCUGUCACUAGACACCAGAAUCCACUGAACAACUGUUGGAUGUUUUUCUUGUUUUUGAGAUUCAUUCUGUAAUAAAACUUAGAAGAACAAGUC
Molecule: messenger RNA, 5148 nt
Organism: Anarrhichthys ocellatus (wolf-eel)
Lineage: Eukaryota; Metazoa; Chordata; Actinopteri; Perciformes; Anarhichadidae
Gene: phka1a
Product: phosphorylase kinase, alpha 1a (muscle)
Exons: 35
Coding region: 250-4038 (1262 amino acids)
Biological process (GO): glycogen metabolic process
Cellular component (GO): phosphorylase kinase complex
Molecular function (GO): calmodulin binding
Source: RefSeq, a predicted model, not a curated record